CACACACACACACUCCUCGCUCCUCACACUCCUCCCAGUGCUAGCCGCGGCAGCACGCCCUCUCUGCCUCCCUCCCGCUAGCGUGCGUCUCCCCGUGUGGUGCUAGCGAGCAGUACUGUCUCUCUCCUACACCCUCGUAGCUGGCCCGCGCAUGUACCCGCGCCCCGCCGUGUGGUGAAGUGAACAGCCGCCGCGUGCCGAGGUGUGACAUCCAGCGGCGUAGUAAAAGCAAACUCCUGGGAAAUUAGUGAAUGAAGAACGAGACGGAGUAUUCUGACAGUUAACACGACCACUGCCACUACGACUGCCACGACCACCAGGAGUGUGAGACGCCGCAGGGCACGACCAAGGGAGCCUGUGCACUAUGAGGCAUUGGUGUUCAGUCUCCCAACGCAGAGCUAAUGACGUGACUGUUGUGAAAUAUCCUUCGUUCAUUCCUUCGUUUAUUCUCCUCCUCCUUACCGUGCUCCAUCCUUCCCGUGCCUACUGAUACUGUCACUGGUGAGUCCUGCGGCGCCUCCACCACCAUGUCGAAAUCCUGCCUAGCGACGCUCCUGCUCCUGCUGCUCCUUCACCUGCUCUGCCCAGUCACCUCCAGGCCUCAGGUUGAGGAGUCGUUGUCCCUUGCAGUGGGAGGAGCGCAGGAGGAAGGACAGCUCACACGUCGCCCACAGGAUCCCCUCCGUUGGAUCUGGCUGGAUGGCACGUCUUUAUCCUUGGAAUGGCCAGCGCGUUUCUCCCUCUCCAUCAACGGCGCCGUCACCGCCUACAGCCUCUCCCUCACCCAACCACACCAGAGCCGCCCCUUCCUUACCACCACCAUGUUCCACGCCGCCACCCUCCGCCACCAGUUCGAGGGUCUGCGGAGUAACAUGACCUACGAGGGAAGGCUGAUGGCUCUGGUCGGGCCCCACCACUGGCCCUACACGCUGCUCAACUUCACCGUCACCUCCCCGACUCUCCUCACAGGUCUGAGUCUUGGCCAGCGAGCUCACCCUAACCGCCCACGCAGCAGCACGGCAGAUCUGGACGCCAUCACUGUCUCCGUCACCCUUCGCUGGUCUUCCACGCCGUUCCUGAAAGGCAACACAGAUGGCGAGAUAGUGCAGCCGACUGGGUACCGCCUGCGUGUGUGGGACCAGAAGAAACUUGUUACUCAGAUCAUCAUCGAGGCUUCACCACACUCCCAGGACUGCGAGGCGGCGGUGGGGGCCUUGGAACUGGACUCUGUGUACAAGGCGACUCUGGAUGCUAUUCUGCCGGACGGGGAACCUGGCGUCUCUCUCACUUUCAGUUUGGACGCCGGGGCGCUGCACGUGGCGGGCGGGGGACUCACGACGGACGGGGUAUCGGAGUGCUACUCGAGCCUUCAGGUGCGGUGUCCGGGCUCAGAGCGCUGCGUCUCCCCGUACUGGAUUUGUGACAGCGCUCCGGACUGCCCUGAUGGUGUAGACGAGUUAGGCUGUGACACGACCCUCUGUGACGGCUUCCAGUGCUGGGAAGACGUGUGUAUCCCCUGGGCGUGGCGUUGUGACGGCCAGCCAGACUGUAAAGGUGGUGACGACGAGUACGCCUGCCCCUCCUGUGAGGAAGGGGAACUACAGUGCCCUUGGGGCGGCCCGUGCCUGCAGCGAAACGCCACGUGUGAUGGCGUUGAUCACUGCAGAGAUGGAUGGGAUGAGUCAGUUGCCCUGUGCGGGUCAGUGACGUGCAAGCCUGGGGAACUCCAGUGCCUGGGCGGCAGUCGCUGCGUGCCGCACGACUGGUUGUGUGACGGAGUGUCGGACUGUCCCGCCGCCGAGGACGAGGAUGCCACAUUCUGUUCUGCCUUCAAUACAUUCAAGAACAACUUGGUCUUUAACUCCACAAACGAGAGUCCUUCCCCCUGCGAGGAGAGAGAAGCUCCGAAAAAAGUUAAUUGUACAAAUGAGGAAUUUCGAUGCGACACCAGCAAGUGCAUCCUUCGAGAAUACCUGUGUGACGGCGUGCGUGACUGCGAGAGCGGUAGAGACGAGUUACCCGAGUCCUGCAGCCUCGCCCCGACCCAACCAGCCAAAGCUCCCAAGUUCAGGUUUGACUCAGAGGAAGAUCUCAGCGAUGCAGACCAACACGUGGAUAUAAAUCAACAGAUGUUCCAUAAUGAAGAGACGGAAUGCAACGAAGAGGAUGGAGAUCUGUGUAGGAAUGUGGACACUCAGCUAAUAAACACUCACACUCUAGGAGAGGAACACAGCACAACGACAGACCGCAGUCAAGCACACACUGAGACAACCUCCACAACACAGAAACCAGAACCGGAGUUUGAUUACGACAACAGUAUAGAGGAUGACGAUUUUAUGCCUGAUGUGAAAACCUCUCCCCAAACCACCACCACCACCACCACUACUACUACUACCACUACCCUUACCACCACCAGCACCACCACGACGCCCAAGACGCCAUUCGUGAGCAUCAUUGAGGCCAACAUGACAGACGUUGGAGGAAAUGAAAUUGACAUCGACUUUAUUGAAUUCAGUGACACGAAGUCGUUGGAUGAAGACAAUGAUGUGGCAAAUAAGACCCAAAGCGGGGACAGUGUCAACGUGGAAGUCUUGGUGGAGGAAGAGGAGGUGAAGAAGAUGGAAAAUGAGGAGAAACCUUCCUUACUUCAACCAGAAUCAGGCCUCAACCUUUCCAGCAGCGAGGAAUACGAUGACGAGGAGAGUUACAUCCCCGAUAUUGAGAUAGACAACCUCUCACCACACGACUCCGGGAAUGUGAGCGAUACAGGACAUGGCGGCGAGGAGGAAGGCUUCACGCAGGCCACCAACGAAACGACCCUCCAGAAGCCCGAUGUCUUGAUUCAGGAGGUGAACAGCAAAGAGAUAAUAUCCUCUGAGGAAAGCGACGCCAGUGAGAAGAAGAACGCCACCGUGGCCUUCCUUCCCCAACCAAACACGACGACAGAGGGACCAGUGGAGGCGAGCACUGAACAAGACGACUCCAUGGUUUCUGAGGAAGAUAACGUUAUUCUCGUUGCCAGCGAGGGACCGGUAACUGUCCAGAUGGUCUCCACGAGCGAGGAGACUACAGGAACAGAGGCCACGGUGAUUAACGUGACGCUUCCUCUCCUGCCGGAUGACACCACCACCACAGUCAGCUCUCUCACCACCAUCACCACUACCAGCAGCAACACCACCACCACACAAGAGUCAUUGCUGCCUGAUGUUCCUGCCACUGAGGGCGCAACUGCCACUCCAUUGUCCAUUCCUGACCUCACGCCAACACCUGAGGCCACGCACCUGGAGAACAUCUCUCUGCCCACAACACCCAGUGGAAAUGUAGCUCCUGAAGGUGAUAUGACUCCCGAAGAAGGUUCUCUUCCUGGCGAUAUGACCUCCCCCAAUCCUGUUAUUGCGGUGGAAAGUGAUACCACCACUGCAACAUCCACUACCACCACUACCGCCACCGCCUUAACCACCUCUCCUUCCAUGCCUACCACUACCACCCCCAUCGUAGCCACCACAGACAAACCCGAGGCAGCAACACCAACAACAACACAGGAAACGACGACCUCCACUAUUCUGUCUACUUCAACCACAGACCAACCAGCACCAUCCACGACCACACCUUCGUUCUCCACCACCACCCAGCCCACCACGGAAUCAUCGAUCAUCGAAAUGGGACAAAAGAACCUCACUAUUCUGAUCGCUAUUCGUGCUGGUAUGAACGAGACAGAGAUUCCACAGUACACGAUUCACGGCGCUGACGGGAACACGUACCAGUAUGAGAUCGUGAGUAUCGUGAAGGAGGAAGGACCGCGGGAAGAAAACCGGCCAGACUUAACUCUUCUGGAGGAAGAAGAAGAGAUGACUAAUGAAAUACGAGGGGAUGGGAGUCACCAGUUCCUUCAAGGGAUACACAUCUCAUCCGCUACAAGGUCUUCAUCACAUGUCUCUUCCUUCUUCGUCCUCUUGCUUGUUUCUUUCCUUGUCACUGUCGUCGGUUUCGAUGUCAAGUGAACACAGUGAAUUCCUCAUAUUUUAUUACCGCUGCCAAACACUUUGCGAUAUUCAGUCACUUAGAAUAUCUCGGACUCUUCAAAUUUGGGUAGUGACUUGGGAAAGCAUCAGCUGGUUUGCUAACUCGCCCCUGGCCGUGCCCUUCCUUUCACAUGAACCUCGAGGCAACGUAACACAAUAUUCAUAGUGAGUAAGGCGAAGAGAGUAAAGAAACAAGUGAUUCCCGCGAGUGUCUUACUGUGGGACGAGUAAUCUCAGCCGAAGAGAUUGAAGAAAGUGGUUCCUUGUCUAGUAAACUGAAAUGAUCUUUGAGAAACAUUUGGUGUUGGAACUUUAUAAGUACGAGCGAAUAAGAAAAAAAGUGCAGCUGGUUUGUGCAGACUUUCGAGUAUAAUGAGACAAAUGAGAUUGGUGAGCUGGCAACUUUCGCCGUAGUGAGGCACUAUUAUGUUCAUACGUUUGGGAGUGAGUCAUGAAAGUUGGGACCAAAGAAAGAAUUUGUGUUGAAAUGCGAGAAGGAAUGACCUGAAAUUUCACUGUGUGCAGACUGGAAAAAAAAAAAUCAAUGAAAUAAAAGAUGAAAGCAGAACAAUUACCUAAAAUUUAAUGUGAACUACUAUAGAAUCUUACAUGUUAGUGCUGAAUAAAGGGUGACUGAAACUUGAUUAAAUGAGAGCUAAUAAAGAAAGAAAGAUCAGAUAAGAGCAGAGAAGUCGGCCGAAAUAUUUUGUGAGCUAUAACCUAACAAUAGAGACUGAAACUUGAUUGAGUGAAGACAGAAAGAAAAAAAAUAAAUAAAUAAAAGCAUACUAAAAAGUGAGAAGUCACCCGAAACAUGAACAAAACUCUGAUAUGUCAAAGUGCUGAUAUGAAAAUUCUCAAUGAAGUCACAGUGUCACGAGGGAAUCAGAGUGACCAACCAACAUAGUCUUGUCGUAGAGUCAUCAAAGAUCCACAUUUCUCAGAUAUUUUACGAUCUAAGUGUUCUUUUUGACGUCUCGCAUGAAUAUAUAUAAAUGUACAUGUAAUACCUUAGAGGAGUAUGGACAGGUGGGCCGCGCGACACACCCACAGCCAUCGGGAGAAGGAGAGUCAGUGAGCAGUGGUCUGCCCUUCGUCGUUGUCCUGCGACGUCUAUUGGUGCUCUUGUCUUUUAAAUUACUGAUGAUAGAGAAGCGCUGGUGGUCGUGUGUGUGUGUGUGUGUGUGUGUGUGUGUGUGUGUGUGUGUGUGUGUGUGUGUGUGUGAGAGAGAGAGAGAGAGAGAUUCCUGGUAUAUUCCUGGCCCAGCGUAGCGCCUCACCACCUCUCCCUCAGCCUCACCUUCAGCCUCCAGGAAGAAGCAAGUUGUCGCCUCUCACUCUCUUCGUAGAUGGGAUAUGAAAAAAUAAGUAUAUGCUCCUCUUCUGGGAGUUUUCUGACUAGUACCUGUUAUUGGGAUCAAGGAGUGAUGGCGCCGUUGCUGCUCCUCUGCUUCCACUCCACCAACAUGCGGUGGCUGUGGUGCUGAGGGCGAGGCGUGAGGCAGGACUAAGGGACGCCUGUACUAGAGUUAAGGUGAAGGGUGUAAAGGAAUAAAGAUAGUGAUUUUCUAUAUGGAUCCUAGAGUUCCACUUAAAAUGCUACAUAAUUUUAUACUUCUAGAGAAAAAAAAAGUAUUUACAGUUACAUUGCCUUCUAACUAACUCAUUACCACGUUUACAAGACACAGGUAUAAACAUUCUCACCUCAGAUAUUUCUUUCAUAUAAAUGUAUAUCAUUCCUAGACUAAGCUUAUAUUUUUCUAGGCUUAUUUAUGGCGUAGUGUCGUCCUGUUCGCUAAGUUUACACACAAGGCCGGUGGAUCUUUCCGCCGGCUCCGAGGCCUCACCAGCCCUGCCAGGAAAGGACCGCGAUGUCCUCACAAAAUUUACGAUCAUAAUGAAACACCUCUGCGCCGCACCUCCACUACUUCCAAAAGUUACACGAGUUUUUGAGCUUGUUUUUGUAUGGUUGUACAGACAGAUUAACAAGGUUUCUGCACUAUUAACAGAAGAAACGCUUUUAAGAAACUAACUAAUCAUCUCUGUGAUCUUUAAGAAUAGUCGUGGUGGGAAUGCAGAGGGUUUUUUGAAGACGGGCUUUACUCAGAAAUGAGUGAAAUAGCACUGCAGUGUACCCCAGGGACCAAGAGAAGGAGGAGGACCAGAGUGAAUAAGAGGCUGUCAGAGGCUUGCAACUGUGAACUUGUGCCCCGCCGUGCUCGCUCGUCCAAGCCCUCCUCGCCUCCCUCGCUCCCUCGGCCUCUGCACCACCACAUCCCCCACUCACCAACAGGUAAAUUUCUCUCAAACAAAUUCUCAAUAUUUUGAGGACUGGUCAGUAUAUUGCUCAUCUAGUAAUCUUUCGUUAUAAUAAACUGUACUGGAUGUA
Portunus trituberculatus (swimming crab) is the source of this 6411-nucleotide messenger RNA. Its product is annotated as flocculation protein FLO11-like. Gene Ontology annotation, molecular function: protein binding. The transcript is spliced from 11 exons. NCBI's taxonomy places the organism in Eukaryota, Metazoa, Arthropoda, Malacostraca, Decapoda, Portunidae. Bases 528 to 4001 code for a protein of 1157 amino acids. The record is from RefSeq and is a predicted model, not a curated record.